CUCCCCCUUUACACACACACACAAAACACACAGUAUUCAUUUUCCCCAGAUCUGCAUACUCUCUCUGUGGGCAGAUUUUGUAAUUUGUUAAGAUGGGAGGAGGUUUUAGAGUGCUGCAUUUGGUUAGGCCAUUUCUUUCGUUUUUGCCGGAGGUACAAAGUGCUGACAGGAAGGUUCCAUUUAGAGAGAAGGUGAUAUAUACUGUGAUCUCUCUCUUCAUUUUUCUGGUGUGCAGUCAACUUCCUUUGUAUGGCAUACAUUCUACUACUGGAGCAGAUCCUUUCUAUUGGAUGCGUGUGAUUUUGGCUUCGAACUGUGGGACUGUCAUGGAGUUGGGUAUCACAUCAAUUGUGACAUCAGGACUAGUGAUGCAACUAUUGGCUGGGUCAAAAAUAAUUGAAGUGGACAACAACGUUCGCGAGGAUCGUGCACUCCUAAAUGGAGCUCAGAAGUUGCUCGGAAUCUUGAUUGCUGUUGGUGAAGCUGUCGCGUAUGUUCUUUCUGGAAUGUAUGGCAGUGUUGGUCAGCUUGGAGUUGGUAAUGCUAUUCUCAUUAUAGUUCAGCUGUGCUUUGCCGGUAUCAUAGUGAUAUGCUUAGACGAGCUUCUUCAGAAGGGAUAUGGUCUCGGAUCUGGAAUAUCUCUGUUCAUAGCUACCAAUAUCUGUGAAAGUAUUAUCUGGAAAGCAUUUAGCCCUACAACUAUCAACAGCGGACGUGGUGCUGAAUUUGAGGGUGCAGUUAUUGCCUUGUUCCACUUGCUAAUAACCAGGACGGACAAAGUUCGAGCACUUCGGGAAGCAUUUUAUCGGCAAAAUCUUCCUAAUGUGACAAAUCUUCUUGCUACUGUUUUGAUCUUCCUCAUUGUGAUAUAUUUCCAAGGCUUCCGUGUGGUAUUGCCUGUGAGAUCAAAGAAUGCUCGUGGACAACAGGGAUCCUACCCAAUAAAGCUGUUCUAUACUUCCAACAUGCCUAUCAUUCUUCAGUCCGCCCUCGUGUCCAACCUUUAUUUCAUAUCUCAGUUGCUGUACAGGAAGUACAGUGGAAAUUUCUUGGUUAAUCUGUUGGGCAAGUGGCAGGAAUCUGAAUAUUCAGGUCAAUCGGUACCAGUUGGUGGUCUUGCUUACUAUGUGACUACACCAUCAAGCUUAGCUGACAUGGCAGCCAAUCCUUUCCACGCUCUUUUCUAUAUAGUGUUCAUGCUGUCAGCUUGUGCACUUUUCUCUAAAACGUGGAUUGAGGUUUCUGGAUCCUCUGCAAGAGAUGUUGCUAAACAGCUCAAGGAGCAACAAAUGGUUAUGCCCGGACACCGUGAUUCAAACUUACAGAAGGAACUCAACCGCUAUAUUCCAACAGCAGCUGCCUUUGGAGGAAUCUGUAUCGGUGCAUUAACAGUGUUGGCUGACUUCAUGGGAGCUAUUGGCUCUGGGACCGGAAUUUUGCUAGCAGUUACAAUCAUAUACCAGUAUUUUGAGACAUUUGAGAAGGAGAAAGCCAGCGAAUUAGGUUUGUUUGGCUUCUAAUUGCCUUGUUCCUGGUUUAGACAUUAGUUUGCCAGACAAGAAUGUUUAGGUUGCCAUUUCAUUUGAUCGGAGGGGUUGAUUGAUUGGGCACACCCUUGUAACAUUCCAUGGCUUGACAAUUAGAAGUGAGGUUGUCAAAUCCUAGGGAAAGCAUUGACCUUUCUUGUUAUAAUACUUUGUCGAGCUUUUAAGUUUUAGAGGUGAAACCUACAAAUUCAGUAAAGAGAUGGUUCUAUAAGUUACUUUUGUACUACCACAAUUUUAAAAUGAGAAAGUUUUUGGGUGUUA
Daucus carota subsp. sativus is the source of this 1808-nucleotide messenger RNA. RefSeq lists its product as uncharacterized. The transcript has 7 exons. The record is from RefSeq and is a predicted model, not a curated record. Gene Ontology annotation, molecular function: signal sequence receptor activity; transmembrane protein transporter activity; ribosome binding. Lineage: Eukaryota; Viridiplantae; Streptophyta; Magnoliopsida; Apiales; Apiaceae. Gene Ontology annotation, cellular component: Sec61 translocon complex; membrane. Gene Ontology annotation, biological process: SRP-dependent cotranslational protein targeting to membrane, translocation; post-translational protein targeting to membrane, translocation. Bases 93 to 1520 code for a protein of 475 amino acids.